This is a messenger RNA of Babesia bovis T2Bo, 1741 nucleotides long. Its product is annotated as DNA polymerase alpha/epsilon subunit B family protein. The transcript has 6 exons. Gene Ontology annotation, cellular component: alpha DNA polymerase:primase complex. The record is from RefSeq and is a predicted model, not a curated record. The coding region runs from base 26 to 1711 and encodes 561 amino acids. Gene Ontology annotation, biological process: DNA replication; DNA replication initiation. Gene Ontology annotation, molecular function: DNA binding. NCBI's taxonomy places the organism in Eukaryota, Apicomplexa, Aconoidasida, Piroplasmida, Babesiidae.
ACACGUUUUGAAUAGUGUUUUAAAUAUGGACACUGACGUGUAUAACGAUGAGGUGUCCAUCGGAAAUGUAUCUGAGAUUCUGCGCUCAGCGCUGGAUUCCAGCGUCAAGUGGUCUCUACUUGAUGAGCUGGUAGAGCGUUUAGAGGAGAUUGGCGCCAAUUCUCGUGAGUUGAUGAAAGUCAACAAGUGGUUGAUGGAGCAGUUGGAGUUGGCAAGUAGUCGUGGCGCCCUAAGUCCCGAGGAAGCUAAGAGAGCUCAGGUAGCUGAACAACUGCUUCGAUUCGUGGAGUCUAAGGACGCCCAGCGUCAAGUUACUGUCGAAGAGAUAUAUCUUCGCAGAGCUCCUGUUGUAGACAAUGGCAGCACCGAGUUGAAGCGUGGUGUCGAGACGUCUAACAAGUCAAGCAUGUCAGUAGACAUAUUGGACCCCGUCCCCGAAUACAAGUGUACGACAACAUCGGCGGCUGCAGUUGAUGCCUGCAUCAAUGACAAGAUAUCGCGAUUCUCCAAUUUGUUUAAGAAUUUCUGUACUUCCAAUGGUGUACCAUGUGAUUUUAAACCCCUAAAGAAUUAUACUGACCACGAAGUUACUGUGUACGGUCGUAUAGGCUCUGAGGGCGACGUUCCUAUAGAUGCUUUGAAUGUGACUAUCCAGGGCACUCGUGUGUUUGACUAUGGUGUGAAGGCGCAAGUGACCAACGUUCAUUCCAUGGACAAUGUUUGUUUGUUUCCCGGUCAGAUGGCUGCACUGACAGGAAAAUGUUUUGAGGAUGAGUUUGGUGUACGUUACGUGGCGUCUAAAAUACAUUGUGGAAUACCGGCUCCUGAGCCUGUAUAUCCCAACUACACCAGUCAGCGUUUCCAGGGAGAGAACGUGCAUAUAUCGGUGGUUCGCGGGUGCCUCUUAACGGAAACAUUGGAGCCUGUGAAUUUUGCGCACGUUUUCAGCAAAAUUAAGCGUGAUCGGCCUCAUAUAGUGUUCAUUAUGGGCCCUUUUGUCAGUGUUCGUCAGAUGGCGGCUGACGGUGAAGGUCUGAGUCGCAUUGGGGAUAUAGUGUAUAUAUACAAGCGGUUUUUCCAUGAAAUCGCUAUACUCGCUGAGGUAAACCAGCUUAAGGCUACUCGUUUCUUCGUAGUGCCGCAUUGCUAUGAUGUGUUAUCUGGGUUCCCGUUACCGCAGCCACCGUUGGAUGCAGCGGGCUCACUUUUCAACGACAUUGAUUACCCAGAGAAUGUAUCAUUCCUUUCAAAUCCAGCAUAUGUCAGGGUUAAUGGAAUUCUCAUUGCGGUAACAUCGUGUGAUCCUAUUUCUGGCAUCGCAAACAACAUGGUAUGCAUACCCAAUGAACACAGGACUAGGCGUGUUUGUGAGCAGUUACUGUUACAACGGUCGUUCUACCCUGGUUAUCCAGCCUCGAUGCUACCUGCGGAGUACGCUGUUGAUCAUGAUAUGAUAAAAUAUCUUGAGUUUACGGAAGAAACAAUCCCCGAUUUGUUUUUAUUUGCGGGUGUGUCGGAUUCUGAGCCUUUUGUGGAGUUCGCGGGGUCAAGGGGAUUUGUCGGAUGCCAUAGCGCGUCGGUGCCUAAGGACGAUGUACUCAGAUCUUCUAUAGAUAUAUACAUAGCACCUCAGGAGGCUGAUACAGCGCCGAUACGUUCUGUUGAGAUUGAACAGAGGCUGUCCGUUCUCCUUACCCUGUGGCGCGGGUGAUUGGGGACGUGCGACCAUACACAACUAUAA